AUGGGCGGUGAUCAUCAUCAUCAUGGAGACGAAGAAGGUGGAAACUUUUAUGUACAUUUAUUUUCUGGUGCUGCAGCAGGUUUUGCAGAGCAUUGUGGAAUGUAUCCAAUUGAUACAAUCAAAACACAUAUUCAAGCAAUUAAACCAGGCAUGAAUAUCGGAACAUCAUCAGUCCAAAUUACAAAACAUAUUAUUCAACAACACGGUGUUAUGGGUUUAUUUAGAGGUUUAACUGCAGUUGCUGCUGGUGCUGCUCCAUCCCACGCUGUUCAUUUUUCAAUAUACGAAGUGUUAAAAUUUAAAUUUAUUGGCUCAGAUGAAGCUCACCACCCAGUUAAAGUUGGUGUUGCAGGUGCUAUUGCAACAAUGACAAGUGAAGCAGUUGCAUGUCCAAUGGAUGUCGUCAAACAAAGAUUACAAUUACAAAUGGCAAAUUAUAAAGGUUUAAUCGAUUGUACAAAGAGAAUUUGGAUAAACGAAGGUAUUAGAGGUUUUUAUUCAGGUUAUACAACCACCUUGGUUAUGAAUGUUCCAUACAACAUUGUUUAUUUUGCAAGUUAUGAAAGUUUAAAAAAGAUCAUUUAUCCAUUAUUUAAUAAAGAUACAAAUACCAAUCAAAAAUCAUAUCAAUUAAUUGAUAAUUUAGUCGCUGGUGGUGGUGCUGGUAUGUUGGCCGCUGCAGUAACCAAUCCUUUCGAUGUAGUUAAAACUCGUUUACAAACUCAAGCCGAUAUUGUAGCAACUGCAACCACUGCUUCCGAAGCUGCUAAACAUCAAAAAUAUGGUGGUAUGGUAGACGCCUUAAAAGUUAUCUGGAGAGAAGAGGGUAUGUCUGGUUAUUUAAGAGGUAUGAAGCCAAGAAUGGUUUUCCACUCAAUGAGUUCAGCCAUUGUUUGGUCCGUAUACGAAUACUGCAAAUUCUUACUUCAAUAA
Molecule: messenger RNA, 933 nt
Organism: Dictyostelium purpureum
Lineage: Eukaryota; Evosea; Eumycetozoa; Dictyosteliales; Dictyosteliaceae
Exons: 3
Coding region: 1-933 (310 amino acids)
Biological process (GO): iron import into the mitochondrion
Cellular component (GO): mitochondrial membrane
Molecular function (GO): ferrous iron transmembrane transporter activity
Source: RefSeq, a predicted model, not a curated record